AGGCUGCGGUUUCCGAGCUGGGGGAGUACCUCUUUUCGAACGGUUCGCAACUGUCCAUUCACCCCCCUGAGGGCGAGAGGCUGCACCUUGAGCGACUUCGGCAUACGUCUUGUCACUCAACACGUGCGAAGAGUGCUCAGCCAGAUCGCGAGCCUGUCCAGGAGAAGCAGAUGCAUGCAUUGCAACCUCUUCAACGCGCUUAGACGUAUCCGCUGUAGCUUUCAGUACAUCUUGGAUCAUCUCUUUCAUUGAAGACAGUUCGACCUCCAUCAGCUGCUGUUUCCGCAUCAGCGAGCUUACGUCGAUGCAGUCCACAGCAAUCGGAGGAAGCUUUGACAGAUCCAUGGCGACGAACUUGGGAAGACUAGCUCUGUCACAUUCGAGCAGCAUUUUAGCAAUCCCAUCAAUGUACAUCUUCUUCUUAUUUUGUCCACGACGAAUACCAAUUCUCAGUCCUUCAUCGACAUGAUCGCAUAGUAGGCAUUUAGCGGCCUCGACUUCGUCAUCAGUAAAGCUGUCACUCACCAGCUUAGAGAUCACAUCCAGAGGUAAUUAGAUCGAGUAGGACUUUCAUUGGGCUGUGGCACAUCGAUGUCCUCUGAUUUUGUGUCUACCAAGGCAUUCUGUAAGAAACGGGGAUUAUUUACCUUCAUUUAGUGGAAUAAAAAACGUGGAUUUUCAUGUCUAAGUCAAUUAAAAAAUCCAUCAUGACGGGGCAUGGAAGACGAUGAUGUAGGCCGAGGAUAGCGUUCAAUGAUUUAGGAAGUGACGUUUUAUGACGUUUUAUUACGUCAUACUACAGCGUGAGUAGCUACGUAGCCCACUCCCAGCUGAAGAAAAGUUGUUACACGAGUUUGCAUUAUAAAUUGGUGAAGUGUCUUCACUUGUUAUUUAUUACACUAUGGUAAAGCUUCAUUUGGGCUAGGUAUGCCAAUACGUGCCAGUCAGUCAUCGCUAUCCCCACCUCUCACCGCUGAAUGUUUUCCGACUGCGCCUGAAGCUAGUUUCCCGUCUUUCUUGGUGAAUCUGAGCGAACUGUCAUUCCCACAACUGUCACAGUCGCACACAAACACCCACCAGCAAGCUGGCCUAGACCUGUCAGCGGACCGUUGUCACGCUGGUGUCGGUGUCCCGGUCCCCCCCCCCCCGCUGCACAGUUGGUCGGCCGCCCGGUCACCCCCGAGGCGGUGGUCGCUGGCAGUGUGUGUCGGGCGGCGGCCGGUGGGACACGCCACCGGGACUACGGGACGGGGCGCCAUGCCGCUGCGCCAGCUGCUCGUGACCGGCGCGGUGCCCGUGAGCGACGAGCUGGAGGGAGACGCGCUGCGCUGGCCGUUCGUCCACCAGCUACUCCGCUGGGACAACAUUGUCAGCACCGUGUUCGGACACCUGCGGACGGCGGCUGAUGAUGCCACCGACAGCAGGACCGGCGGCAAGGCUGGCGAUCCCGCCGUGAAGAUUUCGGAGGAUGCUCCCCGACCGAUGUCGCGUCCCGUCAGGAAGUUCUCCGAGCCCCCGAUCCUCCGGGCUCAGAACAGCAGUACUGACACCGAGGACGGGAAGCUGGGGUCCGUCUCCGCACACCCAGCGCUGUUCUCCAGUCUGCAGCUGCGUCUUAGUUACCUCCAGCACGUGAGGCGGCUGAGCCGGAGGGAGAACAGGGCGGCGGCGAGCGCUCCUCCGCCGGCGCCGGUGCCGAGCCGGCGGGUCAGCGCCCCGUGCCGGCCCAGCGCGCUGGCAGCCCGCCUCAGGAAGAUAUCCGUGACCGACACGCUGCGCCAGGUCGGCAAGGACCUGCGCCGCAUCGCAGACCACCUCCAGCUCAGCAAACUUGUGGGCGGACGGUCCGUGUCCGGGGCGAGCCGUGACAUCAGCUGGAUGUAUCCUGUCGUCACCAUGGGCUGUGUCCUCGUCUGUGGCAUCACAGCCGUGCUGGGACGCGCCUGCCGCCACUGAGGAUCUUCUCGGUGGAUCGAGUGGGAAGACUUGGCUGAGCGGGACUUCUUCGACGCAUCGCAGUGUCGCGAAUCGUGAUUUUGGCUACGCUGUGUCGCUCCCAAGACCGGUACUCGUUCAGUUACAGGGUCGUGGGAAGGUAUCGCUGAAAUGAAGAGGCAAUGUUGGUCAGCAGGUAUAUGAUCCACGGGCCCACGGUUUUGGUGUGGGCGAUUUAGUGACUCGGGUUCGAUGCCCGGUACAGUUGUGAAUAACUUGUGAUGGUAAAGUAGAAUUCCUAUUUUGUCUAUAUUUCCAUUGAAAACAUUUUUUUUUGUGCUGUAACAUAACUCCACGAUGUCGAUGUCUGGUAAGUGGUACUGGAAUAUCUACUACAUCCUAAGCGACUACUGCAUGUGCCGGGCGACAAGCUCGCACAUUCUGUUCGCAUUUGUAAACGGCGCGAAUAUACAUACAUGAAUACUUUCA
Amphibalanus amphitrite is the source of this 2424-nucleotide messenger RNA. RefSeq lists its product as uncharacterized. The transcript has 3 exons. Bases 928 to 1956 code for a protein of 342 amino acids. NCBI's taxonomy places the organism in Eukaryota, Metazoa, Arthropoda, Thecostraca, Balanomorpha, Balanidae. The record is from RefSeq and is a predicted model, not a curated record.